GUUUCCGGCCCUGACAUCAAUUUCUUAAAUUACACCUUAGAAAAAUGCCUUUUAUCUAAUAACGCAAAUUUUCCCCUGCUCAACUCAUAAUUUGGUACAAUCUUAUGCAAACACAAUGUCACAUCAUGGCAACUUAAUCUUAUUUUUGUAAUGAAUGUUUGUCUUGAAUUUACGACUUAAUUUUAAAUAAACAAACCCCCCUAAAUCCCGCCCCCGUUCACUGAGAUAAAUGUUCAUUCUUUAAAAUUUUAAAUUAAAAAAUAUUGCUUCCUCAAUCUGACCUGCUGGGCACAAUUUCUCUCAUUUGAAGAUAAUGAACGGUGGCAACAAAGAAACGCAGCCAGCUUUGUUUGAAACCAGAAGUUUGGGAUCGUAUAUCGUUUUGUCUUUCUUGAAUAUUUUCCUCGCCAUCACGGCGACUCUUGGAAAUACUUUGAUUUUCCUCGCUCUUGGAAGGCGUUCUUGUCUUCACGGCCCAUCGAGGCUAUUAAUCCGCUGUUUGACGAUUACUGAUCUCUGUGUUGGCCUAAUUUCGCAGCCAUUAGCUGCUCUUCACGCCAUUUCUAUUCUGACAGGGCAUUUGCGCAUCUAUCUGUUCACCGUUGUAUCAAGCUAUGUAACCAGCGCAGUUUUAAGUGGAGUGUCUCUCUUCAUACUAACCUUUAUCAGCAUCGAUAGAUUGCUAGCUCUGUCGCUUGGAGUACGAUACAGACAAACUGUGACCACUAAGCGAGUCCGUAUUUUUGUGAUCUUCAUCUGGGCAGUAAAUAUCGCCAACGCGAUCAUUCGCUUCUUGGGAAACACAUUUGUCUUUUACAUUGUUUGCGUCGCGGGUAUUUUCCUGUGUGUGGUAGUUUCGACAAUUUGCUACGUAAAAAUUUGCCGCACGCUCCGUGUGCAGCGCAAAAAAGUUUGGGCCACUGUUUCUGAAGGACCACCUAAUGAAAGGUCUCAGCUGCACGUCGAAAGGUACAAGAAAACAGUUUCAAGUGCGCUGUGGGUUCACUUCACAUUGUUAGUGUGUUACCUACCGUACAGCAUAGUUUCGGGACUGAAAGCCAUAACUGGAGAAACUUUUGCAGACGCCGAGGGAUUCACGGCAACUUUAAUCUUCUUCAAUUCAUCGGUGAACCCUGUUCUGUAUUGUUGGCGAAUCAAGGAAGUGAGACAAGCUGUGAAAGAAACCAUCAGGCAAUACUUUGGUUUUUCAAUUGGAGCCCAGGUUGACGCUCCAAACGUCAGUUUUCAACGAACAUCUACGACGGGGCGUUUCAUUUAACUUUGUAAUCUUCAACUAAGUUUAAAGACCAUUUCUUGACUUAUAUUUGUUUCAUUUUCUAAAUAAUUUUUUGGUUAUUAGAAGCGGCUUUGAAUAUAGAUGCCAUAUUUUAACGUAAUAACGAGGUGGGGCAUUGAAACUUACGGCCUCAUACAUUAUUAUACACACAAUUUGAAAAGAAAAAUUUUUCUGCAGGAUUGCUUCUGUUGCUAAAUACAACGUAUUCCUGUAACGUGAAGAUGACAGGUCAGUAUUCGUCCAAUCAGGUAGCUCCUAGGCUAGCUCAAUUGUGAUGAUUUUUGCGAUGGCGUUUUGCGAUUGGAGUUGUCAGAAUUUGUUCUGUAGCUUUAGUGAGGUAGCAACUGAAAACUUAUGAUGACGAUUUCUUUUAAUCCUCGUACCUAUCUACUUCAGUUAGUUUAUUGCUCUUUCCUUGGCAUGUCAACUUAUCAGUAAGUAAACAGAGAAUUGCAGUGUUUGCCCUGUUCUGCAGCGUUUUGGUAGCAGGUGCAUAUAUACGCAAUGGGUUUGACACAAAGUGCGGAAAAUCACGUCCUUUCAUAAUUGUAUGUUACGCAAGGACUAAUUAAUUUCGGAGUUGAGUAAUCAAAUUAUUCCUUACCGUCUCACAAGUGUAAGCUUGUGAUCUUAUGCUUAACAAUUCAGCUGCAUAACCGUCGGCUUGAAUUUAACUCUAGAAGAGACGAAAGUUCCGUUCUCAAUAUAUAGAGAUAAACAGGCUUGCAUUACUUGAGCAUUGUUCAAACGGUACCGUACCUCGACAUAGGCGGUUUAGCGAUGAUAUGGAUAGGACUGAUCUCCCUCAGCAGAAAGCUGAGUAGAACGUUGUUUUAAUGUUACUGAAAGAAACUGGUUUCAUAGCCUGCACAGGAGGCGUAAAACGGGGGAGAGAGGGGUGGGGGAGGAAGAAGGGAUUGAGGGACGGGAGACAGGGAGGGAAGUUUACACCUGCACGACAGGCUUCUGAUUUCAUAGUAGCAUGGUCAAACCGUUUUUCCAAGCUUAGCAGGUGAAAAUUGUUUUGACAUUCAUUUCUUAAAACACAAUAUAAGUAAGGUAAUACAAUCCGUAAAUGUGAGUGUCGUUGCUGAUUGGGAUUUACUAGCGCGCGAAAAUUCAUCGGCUAACGGCAGCUGUACGUGUCUCGUCCUCAGGCGCCGUUGCGUUUCGUCGGCGAAGAGCGGGAAACAAGGAACGCGGUGCUUGAUGGUUAGCAAGGAGCGCAGUGCUGGAUGAGUGCAACAGACCCACAAUACCACGGGCACCGAGCUCCAGUGGAAGAAGGACGCCUAGAGAUGAGGCAGUAGCGAUAGCGAAUAAGCGGCGCCAAACACUUCUCUGAGUAGCACGUCAUCAUUUGUAAAUUUUUGUUGUCAAAAACCGUUUUACACCCCUUGACUGGGGGAAAAAUUGCACGCUCUAAAGGAAACAAAAUACUGUUGUAAUUAUUUUCAUCCAUCUUUUUGACAGUGUGUUGAUGUAAGUGACUUACCUUUGCACAGCAUCCAAACAUCAGCGAAUAAACAGAGUACUUGGGCCUUUCAUGUUGCAGAGAGUGACAUGUAGUUAGUUGACAUAAAUGAAAGUGUCUUUUAGCUAACUGGGAGCGUUAUGGAUGCAUGGCGGGGUAAGCAAGGGAAGAAAAAACCCUCAGUGUAUGCAGAUACAUAGUGCACUCUUUAUUUUUAUAAGGAUAUAUUUUAUAAGACUCUCGAGGCUGAAACUUGCGAAAUUUCAAGAAUAUUUC
Messenger RNA from Orbicella faveolata, 3047 nucleotides. RefSeq names its product histamine H2 receptor-like. Gene Ontology annotation, cellular component: membrane. The record is from RefSeq and is a predicted model, not a curated record. Gene Ontology annotation, molecular function: G protein-coupled receptor activity. Lineage: Eukaryota; Metazoa; Cnidaria; Anthozoa; Scleractinia; Merulinidae. Gene Ontology annotation, biological process: G protein-coupled receptor signaling pathway.